This is a messenger RNA of Hypoxylon trugodes, 1373 nucleotides long. Its product is annotated as Pre-mRNA-splicing factor of RES complex-domain-containing protein. Lineage: Eukaryota; Fungi; Ascomycota; Sordariomycetes; Xylariales; Hypoxylaceae. Gene Ontology annotation, biological process: mRNA splicing, via spliceosome. Gene Ontology annotation, molecular function: RNA binding. The record is from RefSeq and is a predicted model, not a curated record. The coding region runs from base 286 to 1305 and encodes 339 amino acids. The transcript has a single exon. Gene Ontology annotation, cellular component: U2-type spliceosomal complex; RES complex.
AUACAGCAUACUGCCAAAUCGCGAUCUUUUCUUAUCUCUUAUCGUGACGUGACGCCAAAAGUCCCCAAGCUUCAACAGCUACCUAGGUACCUUCCUCAUAAUCAUCAGAUACAAUCACCUACGCGAGUACUUCAUUCUUACGAAGUUGUAAUAUUAAUUCUAGCGAGCCUAUCCAACCCCAUAAUCACACAUGAAAGGCUAGAUUUCAAUCUAUGAACUUCUAAACAACGACCCCCGAACCGAACACCAUCCUCAUAACCUCUCCCUUCAACAUCCACCGUCACAAUGCCAUCCGACUUAUCCAAUUACCUCGCAACACGCUACCUGGUCGCAGACCCCAAGCCAUCCAAAAAACGCAAGCGCAAGCAAAAAGACGACAACGCGGGCCUAAUAAUCGCGGAUGACGAUGAAUCCGGCUGGGGCACACGAGGAAAUAAAAACGGCGACGAUGACGACGACGAAGCAUCCGCCGUAGUCGCAGGAACCAGCGCCGAAUUCCGCAAAGCGAAAAAAUCCGCAUGGAAAGUCGUCGGCGGCGCCUCGACCUCUACCCCCAAUACCACCACACAAGACGACGAAGCAUCCAAAGCAGCAGACCUAAUCCUCGCCUCUGCAGCCGCUGAAACCGCCGCCCAAGGCGCCGAUGACGAAGAAUCCGCCCCCGCAAUAAUGAUGUCCGACGGCACCCACGCCGGUCUCCAAACCGCAGCCGCCGUAUCCGCGCAACUCGAAGCCCGGCGUCUAGCCGAGCUCGACGAAUACGCGCGUUCGGGCCACUCCACGACGAAAGAAGCCGAGACUAUAUACCGCGACGCUACGGGUCGUCGUGUAGACGUAAGCAUGAAGCGCGCCGAACUACGUCGUGAAGCACAAGCCGCUGCCGAACGAGAAGCCGCCAAAAAAGAAGCCCUUAAAGGUGAAGUCCAGGUUGAAAAUGCUAGAAAACGGCGCGAGGAGUUGGAGGAUGCGAAGGUUAUGGCGGUGGCGCGACAUGCGGAUGAUGAGGAUAUGAAUCGCGAGAUGCGGGAGCAGGUCCGGUGGGGUGAUACUAUGGCACGGUUUAUAGAGCCAAGGGAAGGGGCUGAUGGCGGAGGGGGAAAAGAUAGUGGGGGAAGCAAAAAGAAAAAUUUGAAGGGUAGACCGAUAUAUCAAGGUGCGUGGACGCCAAAUCGAUAUGGCAUCCGACCAGGGUACCGGUGGGAUGGUGUGGAUAGGGGGAACGGAUUUGAGGCGGAGAGGUUCAAGGCUAUUAACAGGCGUGAGAGGAAUAAGGGGUUGGAAUACUCGUGGCAGAUGGACGAGUAAGUGGAAAUUCAGAUGAAAAAUCCACAAUAAUGCAUAGCAUGGUAGGGGCAGCAUAUCACAGUUAAGCA